AUGUCUUCCGCUUCUAACGAUUUCAAAAAUAACUUACCAUUAUUUAAUACUCCUCCAAUCGGUUCAGUUGAUUUAAAUCCCAUUAAUUUAAUUGAUUUUCAUAUAAAACAUAACUCGAAUUAUCCAUUUGGAAUUCUUUCAAAUCCAAAUCAUAAUAAAAAUAAACAUGGUUUCCAAAAUGAAAUGAUCACUUGGAAUGAAAUUGGUGAUGCGAUUCUUAAAGUUAAUCAAGAUUUAAUAGGAAUCGAUGGUGAUGGAGAUCAAGAGAAUGUGGUUGGGAUUUUAGCUUCUAGUGAUCCAUUGGUUUAUUUUACAAUGUUAUUGGCUAUUAUGAGAUCAGGUUGUGUACCUUUUGCAAUUUCUCCUAGAAAUUCUGUCACUGCUAUUGUUCAUCUAAUCAAGUCUACUAAUUGUAAAACAUUAUAUGUACAAUUUAAUCCGAAUCAAGACCCUACAAACCUCUCACCAAACGAAAGAUUCCAUCAUGAUCAACUUCAAGAAGUUUUAAACUCUUUACCUUCUUCUUCUUCAAAUCUUAAACUAAAACAGUUUCCAACCGCAUUCCAACUUUUUCCUCGUUUAUUGACCCAUGAACCCUACAUACCCAACCCAAACCUUUCCACCGAUUUCUCAUUCUUACCUACUCCAACCAAACCAAAACCAAGUUAUGCAACUCUGAUGAUCUUACAUUCAUCAGGCACGACUUCUUUUCCCAAACCAAUUUACCUAACCCAACCCAGUUUUCAAUCCUGGAUAAACGCAAGUCAAUCGACCAAGUUCAUUUGGAAAUCUCAAAUCUUAGCUUCAAUGGUCUUACCUGCCUUUCAUGCUAUGGGAAUCCAUUUUGGUUUGAUUACUGUUUUGGCUGAUGGAGCUAUUUCGGGUUUCUUUGGUCCUGAAAUCGAUUCACAUGGUGAGUAUUUGGUCAAAAGUCCUAAUUCUUGGAACGUUUUGCUUGCUAUGAAGAACUUGGGCUGUACGGUUGGUGCUUUUAGUCCUAUGAUGUUAGCUGAAUUUUCGAAUGAUCAAUCUAGUGUUGAAUUUCUUAAAACUCUUGAAAGAGUGGGAUUCGGUGGUGGUCCAUUGACUGUUGAAAUCGGUAAUAAAUUGGUCAAUGAAGGAGUUCAAUUAUCUGCCAUGUAUGGAUCAACUGAAGUGGGAAUAAUUGCUACUUUGUUUCCUGAACAUCCGUUUGGAGAUCAUUGGGAAUACUUUGAAAUUUCAAAUCAACUUACCUAUAAACUAAUCCCACAUGAUGAUUUAUACGAAUUAGUAAUCUUAUCUUCUGAAUUUCAUAGAUGUUCUUUAGAUCAUGUUGAUAAGAAUCUUGAUCAUCAAGUUUAUCAUACAAAUGAUUUAUUAUCAAAACAUCCGUUUCUUGAAUUGUAUAGAAUCGUAGGUAGAUUAGAUGAUCAAAUCAUCUUAUCAAACUCGGAAAAAACUAAUCCGGGACCUUUGGAAGCGAUCUUGGGCUUUCAUCCAGCUAUUAAAGGUUCACUUUUCUUUGGUAGAGGUAAACCUCAGAACGGCGUGAUUAUCGAACCUGAAGAUGGGUAUUUAAUCAAUCCAAAAAACCCUCAAGAAGUCAAGAAUUAUAUCGAUUUAAUUUGGUCUUCAAUAGAAGAAGUCAAUAGAUUCGCUCCAAGUCAUAGUCGUCUAAUCAAAGAAUUAAUCCUAAUAACAGAUCCAAGACAUCAACCAUUACCGAAAACGAACAAAGGACAAGUUUCACGUGUGAAAACACUCGAGAUGUUUUCCCAACAAAUCGAAGAGAUUUAUCAUCAACUUUUAAAUGGUUCUUUGGAGAAGAGCAUUGGUGAGGAUGAGAAUGGGGUGGUUGGGUUUGAAAACCUUUUGGAAUGGGUUACUGAGGGGGUGAGAGAAGUGUUGGGUUGGGAAGUAGAAGUUGAUCAAGAUUUGUUUGGUCAGGGAUGUGAUAGUCUUAGUGCCAUUCAAAUCAAAUUAAAAUUAAAUCCAAUCUUUUUCUUAAACCGAUCAGAAAAAAAAUUCUUGGUUCCUCAAAACUUGGUGUACCGUUAUCCUUCAAUCUUUAAACUUUCUAAAUACCUCUUUGAAAGUUUAUUUGAUUUGAAUCGGUUUGUUAGUCAUCAUCAAAACCCUUUGAAGAUGAAAAUUAUUGAAGAACCUUGUGAAGCUUUGGUUUUGAUGAUUCGUAAGUAUUCACCUUUAUGA
Molecule: messenger RNA, 2193 nt
Organism: Melampsora larici-populina 98AG31
Lineage: Eukaryota; Fungi; Basidiomycota; Pucciniomycetes; Pucciniales; Melampsoraceae
Exons: 8
Coding region: 1-2193 (730 amino acids)
Source: RefSeq, a predicted model, not a curated record